Molecule: messenger RNA, 96 nt
Organism: Anisakis simplex (herring worm)
Lineage: Eukaryota; Metazoa; Nematoda; Chromadorea; Rhabditida; Anisakidae
Source: the annotation of a GenBank genome assembly
AUGCCACCGGUACGACGUAGGAGGGAGAGGGUAGUGGAUGACGGAAUGUGGUGUGGGGUUGAAGGAGGCUUAGAAAAGCUCAGAAGCAGAAAGUAA